UCUUUUACAGUGCAGUGGCAUCCUUUCUUACAUGCUGGUUCUGUUGCUUAUCAGAGUUCACCACCAGCUCAUUAAACUGUUGAAAAACACAGCAAAAAGGGAAAAAUUUUUUUUUUCUUCCUCUAAUCGAUCAGUUUGGUGCACAGGAUGGUGUUGUGAGGGCAGAGUCAUGUGCCUGGGAGAGGAGCACAUGCCUUUCUGGCACGAAUUGAGUAUACAUGAAGCUCACGGUCUGGACCUGCUAUGACUGACCCAGACGUCCUCACUGAGGUCCCAGCAGCUCUCAAACGCCUUGCCAAAUAUGUGGUGCGUGGCUUUUAUGGCAUUGAGCAUGCUCUGGCUCUGGACAUCCUCAUCAGGAACCCCUGCGUGAAGGAGGAGGACAUGCUGGAGCUUCUGAAGUUCGACAGGAAGCAACUGAGGGCUGUCCUCAACACCCUCAAGGGUGACAAGUUCAUCAAAUGCAGGAUGAGGGUUGAGACAGCCCCUGAUGGCAAAACCACGCGCCAUAACUAUUACUUCAUCAACUACCGCCUGCUUGUUAAUGUGGUCAAGUACAAGCUGGACCACAUGCGCCGCAGGAUUGAGACUGACGAGAGAGACUCCACCAAUCGCGCCUCUUUUAAAUGCCCUAUCUGCUUCAGCACUUUCACGGAUUUGGAGGCCAACCAGCUGUUUGACCCCAGGACAGGAACUUUCCGCUGUACGUUCUGUGAGACUGAAGUAGAAGAAGAUGAGUCGGCAAUGCCCAAAAAGGAUGCAAGGACACUCGUUGCACGGUUUAAUGAGCAGAUUGAGCCCAUCUACGCACUGCUUCGAGAGACGGAAGACGUUAACUUAGCCUAUGAAAUCCUGGAGCCAGAACCCACAGAGAUUCCUGCCCUGAAGCAGAGCAAGGAGCGUGCAGCUGGUGCUGGUUCAGGGGCAGCAGCUGGCCUUGCAGGUGGACACCAUCGGGAAGCAUGGACUACAAAAGGACCAUCAUAUGAGGACUUGUAUACCCAGAAUGUCGUCAUCAGCAUGGAGGACCAGGAGGAUCUGAACCGGUCUGCAAGUGAAGGAAAGCCAGCUAGAGAGAGACCCAUUUGGCUGCGUGAGAGCACGGUGCAGGGGGCUUAUGAUCCAGAUGAAAUCAAAGAUGGGGGCCGGGAUCUGGAUGCGUUCCAGGAGCGUGAGGAGAGCCGGACAGCCCUGGAUGACAAUGAGGAGGUGAUGCGUGCCCUGCUUAUCCACGAGAAGAAGACACCGUCCGCUUCCACCGUCACCGUCAGUGGCGCCGCUCCUCUCUCCGGUGGCAACGGGAGUGACUCCGAGAGCGAAACAAGCGAGUCAGAGGAGGAGUCCCCUCCCCGCCCUGCCGCCAUGGCUACCAUAACAUAUGGGCUGGAAGAGGAGGAGGAGGAUGAAGAGUUCGAGGUGGUGGCAGAAGACCCCACUGUCACAGUGGCUGGGCGUCCACAUUCUUACAGCCAAGUGAGCCAGCGCCCUGAGCUGGUGGCCCAGAUGACGCCGGAGGAAAAAGAGGUUUACAUAGCUAUGGGGCAACGCAUGUUUGAGGACAUGUUUGAUUAACUGGUCUCUGCCAUGGCAUUUUUUAAAAGGUGCCUUUUUAAGGCAGAGACUCUUAACAGAACAGAAGACUGGAGUGCAUCUUCCCUCCCCUGUGUGCAGGCAGGGUCACUGUGGCACAGCACUGCUAAUGUCAGGCAUCCUACUUGCCAGAGCGGGGGAGCAGCAGAGCUGCAUGUACCAAAACACAUAGGGGAGGAUGAGUCUCAGAAGUGAGGAUGCUUGCAAGGUAAAAUUCUGCUUCAGGGUGCCUUGCUACACCUUGCUAUAGGCACUGCUUUAACCUCCUCCAAGGCCCUAGCAGCUCUUUCUCCCGAUGGCUUUAAGUUGAUUUUUGUUGCAGAUCCUAGUGAAGUCCUCAUCCCUGCUCCUAGGGGACAUAAGGGUUCCAUAGUCUGAGCACAGCGCUCUGCUGAGAAGGGCAUAUGUAGCAUACAGCUCAAUGAGGGGAGAGGAGAUGGAAGCAUUUGUCUGCUAAUGGCAAGCUCAGACAGACAGGACUCGUAGCUGACCCUCUGCCAGAAGCCACUGGCCACCAGAGUGAUUCUUUCUAAGCAGGCCUGUAGGUAGCAAUGUUUUCUUGCUCCCAUUCGCUCCCUAAUGGGACUCAGCACCUCAAGGUCAGGUGUAACUUGAAACAGGCAGAGUGAAAGCCUUGGCAAGCACAUGCAGUCAGUCACUUUUUGUCAGUGUAACAAAUGCCCUCCAUGGAUCUGAGCUGCCAGUGCUCUGACUUGCUGGGAGAUACCUUCAUUUUCCAAUAUUGCUGCCUGUUGCUUCUGCCUAGCCCUGUCCAUGAAGAUAUGUAGAAAGUUCACAGUUCACUGCUGUCAGGCAGUGCCAGGGAAGUAGCAUAACUAAGUUUUAUUUGCAAACUCACCAGAGCUAUAUGAUUUUAAGAGGAAUUACACAAUUUUGAGUUCUGCUUGGCACCUUCUUUUACCACAGAAAGACAUUUAUCAGUGCCUAUAGAACAAUAUAAUAUUUCAAUGUUUUUCUCUUUCAAUUGAAAAUGUUGCUUUUAAAAAAUUGUUGUGUUUUCCUACACAGUACUGCAAUAAAACAAAAUUAUAAAAGAGUUUUGUGUUCCAGAGAGUAGGGGCAGCAUUAUGUGCUGUUCCACUUCUGUGGGCGGUACAAAUUUGCCGUUAACUGAGACUGUAAAUCUGUUUUAUACUAACUAUGCUUUCUAUGUUCUGCUAACCUUGUAAUGCCUCCUUUGUGGUUUGAUUUUCAGCUCCUGAAUACCCUGAAUCCCCUUUUUUAAAUGGUGUUUUAAAUUUUCUUUCAAGUCAUUUUAAAGAAGAAUAAAUAAACAGAAACUUCUCCCCUUUGUUAUCUUUCAGUUUAUCUUGUGCCUAGUUGGGAAUGCUGUUUGCUUAUCAUUUUGAUCUGUUGGAUUCAAGAAAAAAACUCCAAUUUGAACUCUUCUUUGAGAGGGCCAUUUGAAAUCCCACUGUACAUUGUUUCUCCUUAGCAGAGCUUCCUUGAAUGCCUCCUGGAAUCUCCUGCACUUCCAGGAUGGAUGUUUCAUUACAUCAGUGCUAUGUAAAAAAACAGAGGCUGGUUUUGAUUAGGACUUCCAUUUCUUUCCUCUUGGUAGAGGACUCGCAGGCAUCGUACUGCUGGUUAAAAUGGUGUUCUUGUGUAGACAGACUUAAAAGAUCUUGUAUCUUCCAGAUAUCAAGUCACUGAGCUGAUAAGUCAGAUUCAGUGAUCAGCUAGCAGAAAAAAAUGUGCUGUACUCAUUCUGUCUAGAUUUAAUCUGGCUGAAUUCAAUAUUAACACUGGAGAAAAGCAGGUAGAUUUACCAGGAGCCAAAAGCAGAAACUGAGAACUAAUCCUGAGUGCAGAAAGCUGCUUGUGCUCUGAAAUGUAUACUGAGUAUGACUGUAUAGUGAGUUUUCAGUGUGCAAAAUCAAGCUGUAGGUUUAGUGAAGAUGAAGUGAAGGA
Ficedula albicollis (Collared flycatcher) is the source of this 3522-nucleotide messenger RNA. It is a transcript of the gene GTF2E1, whose product is annotated as general transcription factor IIE subunit 1. NCBI's taxonomy places the organism in Eukaryota, Metazoa, Chordata, Aves, Passeriformes, Muscicapidae. The record is from RefSeq and is a predicted model, not a curated record. Gene Ontology annotation, biological process: transcription open complex formation at RNA polymerase II promoter; transcription initiation at RNA polymerase II promoter. Bases 244 to 1572 code for a protein of 442 amino acids. Gene Ontology annotation, cellular component: transcription factor TFIIE complex. The transcript has 5 exons.